GUGGGUGAAAAAAGUUGGGUCUGAUUUGCUGCGAUCGCGCAGGACCGAAGGUGCACCGGUCGAUUUCAUAUCAAGUUUGGUUAAAGCAGGGGUGAACGUCACACACUCGGCGCACUCACAGCUUCCCACAAUGCUUUUAUGAACGAGAUCUCACAGCACCGAGACGCGCAGAGAGCCAGAGUGGUAGAGGAGGACGCAGCUGCCCCGUUUGCACCGGCUCUACGAGGGCUCGCCGUGCAUGUCAACUAACUAAAGAAACCUCCUGCAUAAAAUCUCUCUGGGGAGACGACAAUCUUUGGAUCGCACAAAUUCAUGGAUGUUCUGGGAUAACCUCGUGUCGUUUUACGCGGAUAGCUGUUCCCCAGUCUUGAACGGUGCCCACCGGUCCGGGAAUGGCGCGAUAAAGUGAUCAGAGGAACCAGUCCAAGUACAUUCACUUUUGGUGUAGCCGUCUCGUCAUGUAUUCUCCAAUUUGUCUUACUCAGGAUGAAUUUCAUCCCUUCAUCGAGGCACUUCUUCCUCACGUCCGUGCCAUUGCCUACACGUGGUUCAACCUCCAGGCCAGAAAACGCAAGUACUUCAAGAAGCACGAGAAGCGGAUGUCCAAGGACGAGGAGCGCGCGGUGAAGGACGAGCUUCUGAGCGAGAAGCCCGAGGUUAAACAGAAAUGGGCAUCCAGGCUGCUGGCCAAGCUGCGUAAGGACAUUCGGCAGGAGUACCGGGAGGACUUUGUCCUCAGCGUGACGGGCAAGAAGCACCCGUGCUGUGUGCUAUCCAACCCGGACCAGAAGGGCAAGAUCCGCCGGAUCGACUGUUUGAGGCAGGCCGACAAAGUUUGGCGUCUGGACCUGGUGAUGGUCAUCCUCUUCAAAGGCAUCCCUCUGGAAAGUACAGAUGGGGAACGCCUCGUCAAGUCUCAACAUUGCACCAACCCAGCACUUUGUGUCCAGCCACACCACAUAACAGUAUCGGUCAAGGAGCUGGACUUGUUUCUAGCAUACUACGUCCAGGACCAAGACUCGCAGCAGUCAGGAAGUCCCAGUAACAAUGAGCCAGGCAAGAACCCUCUUCCAGUGUACUUGGAAGACAGCUUCAUUAAAUCAGGAGUCUUCAGUGUUACAGAACUGGUGCGAGUGUCCAGAAUGCCCAUCACCCACGGUGCUGCGGUGAACUUCUCCAUGGCCGACAUGCCCAGCCAACCCUACUAUCAUGACCUGAACUCCAGCGUGGGGCUGCAUCGCUCCCUGUCCUCCCCUCCUGGCAGCAAAAGGCCCAAAACGGUCAACAUGGAGGAGAACAUGGACACCAGCCCGACAGGACCUGACUUCUACUCGUCACCCAGCUCGCCAGCCAGCAGUCGGGCGAACUGGCACGAUAGAGACGGAGACAUGUCCUCUCCUACCAUGAAGAAGCCAGAGAAGCCGCUGUUCAGCCCCACCUCCCCACAGGACUCCUCACCCCGACUCAGCACUUUCUCUCAGCCCCAUCACCCAGGCCUAACAGGUGUAGGACACAGUGUUAUAUCGACGAGGAGCCCCCCUCCACACUCGCCCCUUCAGUUCUCGGCCUCUGCCAUCUUGCCCCCAGCGCCGUCGCCCUACUUCUCGCACACCACCAUCCGCUACCCGCCCCACCUCAACCCAGCUGAUCCCCUCAAGAGCUACGUGCCGUCAUAUGACCCGUCCAGCCCACAGAGCAGCCAGCCUAACAGCAGUGGCCAGGUGGUAGGAAAGGUCCCAGGCCACUUCACCCCAGUUCUGGCCCCCUCCCCACACCACGGCGCCGUGCGACCCGUCUCGCUCUCCAUGCCAGACACCAAGCCCAUCACCACAUCCACAGAAGGCUACUCAGCCCCUGGCACCCCGACGGCUAACCGCUUUGUAGGCCUGAGCCCCAGAGAUCCCGCCUUCCUCCACCAGCAACAGCUGAGGAAGUGUGACUGGAGCGUGACUCAAAACGGCAGGCAUUAUGGCCCCAGUGCCACUGACGACACUUUGGGGAUUACUUGGCAAAGUCCUGGUACCUGGGCGAGCUUAGUUCCAUUCCAAGUGUCGAACGGGACUCCGAUUCUGCCAACAAAUGUCCACCAGAACUACAGCAUAAACAUCAUUGGUGAGCCCCUGGUCCCCGCGGAGACAGGGAACUGAACACACAGAGGCCGGAUGACCCCCAGGGUGGAUGCGCGGGUGGGGGUGUUGGUGGUGCACAGCUUAGCACUACAGGUGUCCACAGCCAUGGAUGAAACCAGCAAAGCAGCGUGAGCUGCAGAAUCGUUCCUAGUCUCGCCCCUUCCAUAUCUCCCCCACACACACACACACACACACACACACCGACACACACCGACACACACACCAUCCCUACAACUGUCCCUCCCCGUGAAGGACACUUGCCGUGAAGUGACGAGGGUUUGUACGCAGGGAAGAAAA
Molecule: messenger RNA, 2426 nt
Organism: Etheostoma cragini (Arkansas darter)
Lineage: Eukaryota; Metazoa; Chordata; Actinopteri; Perciformes; Percidae
Product: nuclear factor 1 B-type-like
Exons: 12
Coding region: 459-2147 (562 amino acids)
Biological process (GO): regulation of transcription by RNA polymerase II
Cellular component (GO): nucleus
Molecular function (GO): DNA-binding transcription factor activity, RNA polymerase II-specific; RNA polymerase II cis-regulatory region sequence-specific DNA binding
Source: RefSeq, a predicted model, not a curated record